Sinocyclocheilus grahami is the source of this 2557-nucleotide messenger RNA. RefSeq names its product transmembrane protein 266-like. The record is from RefSeq and is a predicted model, not a curated record. The transcript is spliced from 10 exons. Lineage: Eukaryota; Metazoa; Chordata; Actinopteri; Cypriniformes; Cyprinidae. Gene Ontology annotation, molecular function: voltage-gated channel activity. Gene Ontology annotation, cellular component: plasma membrane; dendrite. The coding region runs from base 451 to 2076 and encodes 541 amino acids.
GUUCAUGCUUCAAUCGAAUCGCGUCUAAUCGGCACGAUGGAGACGGAGUCCCUGGCGUGAUUUGAAGGGGGAAGCCCUCAGCACAACACGACAGACACACAAUGCACUCCUCGAUGCCUUUCUCUGGACGUGUAGACUCCUAAUGUCACCUCGCUGAGCGAUGAUGCUCGUGUUACGGCUUGCCUUUGCUCAUCGUCCGCUUUAUUCGCGAAAGAAGCAGCAGAACGGAUGCUUGACCACUGCGAAACUGCCUUCACGCUUUAAGCCUCUUCUGAUUAUCGGCAAGGGACACGUUAUCAUAACCACGAGGGCCAGGGAGACGAUUAAAGUUUCAAGGAUGUAAAUCGAGGUGUGGUAUGAGUGAAGUCGCCUCCGUCUAGCACAAACUAGAGCUCACGUUUGAGAGAGUCGAAAGAGGACGUCCAUUCAGCAAUUGCUGCACAUCACACCAUGAGCCAGCCACAGCCCCCUCAGCAGGCGGCAGCGCCGGAUCUGGAGGUGAUCUCCCGGCAGGUGGAGGAUGAAGGCCAGUGCAUGGCUCCAGUGCAGCUGGUCAGCUUCGCCUACAGGGACCUUCCUCUAGCUGCCCUGGACCUCUCGCUGGCCGGAUCCCAGUUACUUUCCAAUCUGGACGAAGAGGAUAACCAAGAGGGGUCUAAUUGGCUGAAGCCAUGCUGCGGGAGGAGAGCAGCGCUGUGGCAGGUGUGUUUGCUGAGUGCUGGCUUCAACUGUUUCCUGGUGGCCUGUGUCAUCUUGGUGGUGCUCUUACUGACUGUGGAACUGCUCAUUGAUACUAAACUCCUACAAUUUAAUAAUGCAUUCCAGUUCGCCUGUAUCAUCCACUGGAUCAGCCUGGUCAUCCUGUCCGUGUUCUUCACUGAGACUGUCUUUAGGAUUGUGGUGCUCGGGAUUUGGGAUUAUAUAGAGAACAAAGUUGAGGUAUUUGACGGUGCUGUGAUUGUACUCUCUUUGGCCCCAAUGGUGGCCUCCACAGUGGCGAACGGCCCCAGCAGCCCCUGGGACGCUAUCAGCCUCAUCAUCACCCUCCGCAUCUGGAGAGUCAAGAGAAUCAUUGACGCGUAUGUGCUACAAGUGAAGGUGGAGAUGGAGCUGGAGAUCCAGCAGUAUGAGAAGACCAAAGCUGUGAGGGAGGAACAGCUGGAGAGACUCACACAGAUCUGCCAGGAACAGGCCUUUGAGAUCAGGCAGUUGAGGGCUCACCUGGCGCAGCAGGAUUUGGAUCUGGCCGCUGAGCGUGAGGCUGCCAUGCAGAUCCACCAUGUGUGGGGGAAACAGAGCAGCAGCUUCCAGGAAAUAGACGGCCUGGGUCCCGCUGGAUCUGACAACGAGUGCCGCGCCAACACCAGAGAGCCCAGACCUCCUCCAGGUACCCAGACCGCCAAUGUUAUACUAUCUGUUAUACACACAGACAUUGGGGUGCCCGACCCUGGUGCACGUGUCAUAACCACAGCAGCCAUCGAUGUCCACCUUCCUACCAACCCCAGCCACUUGCCGCCUUCCCUCGUCAGUGCUGACGGCCCGGGCAGUGGCCAGGAGCGCACGGGCAGCUCUGUAAGUGAAGCAUCCAGCACGACCAUGUCCCGGUCCAGCUGCAGCUUCACAGCCCGGCAGUACAGCAUCAGCAGCCACACACUGGGCUCCACAACUGACUGCAGCUCUACCGUACGGGAAGCCUCCACCUCAGACUACAGCGGCCAACGCUGCUGCCCUCCUCCAUACUGCAGCCCUUUGACCCUCGGCACACAACCAGGUGUCCAUGACCCCAGCGCGGUGGUCAAAGAACUGCUCUCUUCCCUGUCUGAGGACUCCUGCCUGGCGCAGAAAGGCAGGGUGGACCCGGUCAACCUUAAAUUGCCCAGUCCGGCAGGGUCAGUAAAGGCCAGUCCGGAACUGCAACACAGGGUGAACAUAUACAACAAGAGAAACCAGGAAAGUCUGGGCAUAUUCCAGACCAAGCCACUAAUUCACCUGCAGGGGACCGAGCCAUCUCUGGAGGAGAAGUACAGGCUUAUGGAGCCGGCAGAUACUCCACUGAGCCAUAUACCGGACACAUAGAGCAUGAAGUUUGGGACGGUGACCACCAAAACCAGCUGAAGCAGCCUCUCUCUUGGUCUCUCUUUCUAUAUCGCUUACUUACUGGCUGUGUCCGAAAUAUAAAAAAUGGUGACAUUACUGGCAGUAUCUGGAGGUAGGAAGGCAUCAGGGCAUAUCAGAGUCUAAUGUUUGUGGAACGUUCUCUACUGAAAAAGUGUGACUUGUCAAGAGGUUGCUGAGUCAGUGUAAAUGACUCAGCUUGUCCAAAUCUGCUCCAACAGACCUUCUUUUCAAGUAAUCCAGAACACCUUCGUUGGUUGGGUAAGGUGUGUCUAAUAAGGGUUGGAACUAAAUUCCGUGUGAAGUCAACUCUCUGGGAGCAGGGUUGGCUACCCCUGCUUCUUUUCACCAGAUUUAUGUGGAUUCCCUUGUUACAAAUGGUGCAAAAACACAAGGCUGGAAUACACUAUGUCUUGUAAAAUGGUUAGAGAAAAAUAUAAAU